GAUUCGCGAUGGCGGCUAGCGGGGCGGACAUGGAGAUCAAAUCUGAUGACAUCAUAGUGGCAGAGGAGGAACCGUCGGUGGAUAUUAUGUUCAAGAAGGUGGGGCCGGAUGUGAGAGCAAUGGCAAGAGACGAGGAGCAGGGAGAGGGAGGAAACCCGCUGCUUAGAGCUGCCAGUCUACUUGCUGUGUCUAACACCUACGGCUUGGUAGUCUUCGCCGACAGCCAUGGGUUUUAUGCUGGGAAAACACAGGUGAUCUUGCAAGCAUCUCAGGCUUUGAGGGAGAGCACAGAUGCUGCUGCUUGUCCAGGUGUUUUAGCGGAUGAGGCUAUUGUGCGAGUUGGUUUGCCCGGCAUCCGCAUUCUUAAACUGUCUUGUGACGACCUCACGUUGGCAGUUUGCACACGGGAGAAACUCCACUUCUAUGACAUGCAUGAUCUUGUGGAGGAGAAAAAGACCAACCCGUUUGGAUCGCGAAUGGUUUCUUCACAAGGUACAUGGAUAAGGGAGUUCAGUUGGUCUCCCACUGCUGCUGAUCAGUACAUCAUGGUGCUUUCGUCAAGAAAGCUGACUACCGGCAGGGUAGGUGCAGAUGGAUUGCUCGGAGAAAGAGAAAACGUAAUUUCAGCGUCAUGGAGCCCUGAUGGGAAGAGCAUUUGCAGAUCAUCGCCGGAUGGUAUUAUGUCAAUCUCCUCAUUGGACCUUUCAAAGGGGCAUUCAAUCAAGCUUCCAAUGACGUUGCCCGAGGACGUGGAGGACUGCAAAAGGAGUGUCGACUCUUUGAGGUGGGUGCGAGACGACAGUAUCCUAGUUGGAUAUGUGGAAGAUCGCGAGGAUGAGGGGGAAGUCGAUUAUCCGCUUUUGCUGCUUCAUUCUCCUUCUGGUCUAGCAAAGGGUGUAAAUGAUAUCAAGUAUUAUCAGAUGUAUGGUCUGUGCCCGACAAUUGAGCCAAAUGCAACUGAGCCGGAAACUGGUCCAUACCUCCUUGCAGAAUAUUUGGAUGCUUGAUUAGAUGAGCACGGACGCUCUACAUCAACGAUCAGAGAGACAACUCCAUCGAUUCCAUCAAAGCAAAGAGCAGCUGCUCCAGCAGAGCCAUCAGACAUGGGGGCAAAAGCACCAAUUAGUCGGGUCCCCGAUGAAGGGAGGAAACCAGGGAUUGCACUGAAAGAUGUGGUGUCUGUGCCAGUUGUCGGCUCAUCUACUCAAGCAGUGCCUGACAGCGCAGCAGCCUCUUCGAUCGCUCUGCCUGCAGGCAUUAGCUCUCCUGCAGGAUUGCCUUCCCAAGGAUCUGUGACAGCAAGUUCACUUCCUCCUGCUCCGGCGAAGAAAGGCCUGUCGUUGACGCCAGCAGGCGCACCAUCCACGGCGACUGCAUCCCUCCCAGCAGCCACUGUUUCUAAAAGUACCACAGCUCAAAAGUCACUGUUCAGCCUUAAGGAUUCUGGAGCAAGCUCUUCCUUUGGCGGCCCUAGUGCUGCCAAGGCACCUUCCGUUUUCACUCCAACUACUAGCUCGCUGUCUAACUUUGGCUCCCAGUUUGGCAGCUUUGUAAAGCCCAUCCCAAGCUCUGGGCAGCCACUGUUUGAGGCUAUAACGCAGAAGCUGCCACCUUCACAGCACGAUGCAUCCGCUUCCCAGUCCACUGGAUUGAGCACUGUGUCAACGACGGAUGCUACUUCAAGGCGUAUUAUUGCCGGGUCAAGCGACGAUGAUACAGUGGACUCGGGAAGUGGAAGUGUGACAGAGGAUGAGCAGGAACAGGGUCCAGGCGGGGUGGCGGGUGGCCGUGAGGUGGCGGCAUAUGCAUCAUCUCUUAUGUCACCUGUUAUGACAGGUUUGGCAAGUGUUCAGCCAAGUGGGCAGACUGCAAAGGCCGCCCUCCAAAGCCAGGUUCAUGCCAGCAAUCCAUUUGCGGUGAGAGCUGGUGCAUCGGCGUUUAGCCUACCUGAGAGGCCUGGCACUGCCGAAGGUCUCACCUUGAAGAAUGCCCCUCCCAUUCAAUCCAAUCCAAAAGCAAGUCUUCCUGGAUCUGGUAUGGCGGCCGCUUCUGCAUCAUCAGGGCCUGUUAUGCGCCCUGGAAUGACUCCAAGUGUCGUGAAGACGCCUGGAUUUGGCGUUACAUCGACAUCAACCUUUUCGCUGUCGUCCAAGCCUGGUGGGAGCAGCUCAAUGGCAUGGGGUCAGUCCCCGUCGGUCGCUGCUGGUAAGCAACAACAAGGAAGGGCAGUGGGUUCAGCAAUGCCAUUGGGUCCAGCUGCGCCGUCACUUCGUGGAACAGGUCAUUCAUCACAAGCUCAGGUGCUCUCACUGAAGUCUCAGAGACGAACUGCAGUGCCUCCACCCAUCGAGCAAGAGUUUUUGCCAGAUUUGGACAAGGUACGACAAAUGAGCGAAGACCUUGACCGCCUCAUCGGCAGUAUUGAGAAAAGACCGGGGACCACUUCCUCGGUGUCCAAGCGCAUCUUCAUAGGGGAUGAUGUGGUGGAUGUGGAAGAGCAACUAGCAACGUUUUCACAGGACUUGAAGAAGCUGAAGGAAAUGUCCGAGGAGAUGUGGCUUGAUCUUGGUGAUCUUCAAGACCGUACUAUGCAGGUUAGAGCGUGGAAGGUCCAUCUCCAGAGCCUUUUGGAGCAGAAUCUUGAUGAGCGGCAUGGUCUUCUGUGGGAUGCCCAGAGAUUAGAUCCAUCAAUGGAAGCACAGCGGAAAUCGGUUAUGAAGAAGUAUGAGACUGUAAAAGAACAGCUGGGAGAUCUACAUAAUCAUCUUCAAGUGCUUGAGUUGAAGUACCGCCAAACUCAGCAGAUGCUAAAUCGUCCUGGGCAUGGGAGGCAAGGAAGGCAAAAGGCUGCAGGAGCAGCAUUGUCAAUGCAAUCGCUGCCGUCCGCGCAGUCUCUUUACAGUACAGUGAAUUCUUAUCUGGGAAUCGCAGAAGGCCUUGCCAACCGUCUUUCUGUGCAGAUGGAUCAACUGGGCUUGAAGCAGUCGCCAUCAACUCCAGUUAGGAGGGCGUCUGCGCAAGCUGUUCUCCAAGCAAUCGGUGCAUCUCCAGAAAAAACAUCUCCAUCAUUGUCAUCAGUAUCAACAUCAGAGCGCUCCUCGUCACCGAUGAGGAGAGGGUGCCGUUUCCCACGGGCGCAGAUCUCUCGAGCGGGCGGGGCUGUCAUUGGGCGAGCCUCUGCGAUCAUGGCAGAUGAUGAUGAGCUUGAAGAAUCCUGCAGUGAGGCUGGAGAAACUCUCUCACAGGUGUCAUCGGUUAUGGAAACUCCUCAGACUGCAAGUCGCCGACGUGAACAGGUUAGAGAGGUGUUGCAUGCAUGGCAGUCUGUCAGAACACCCAUGACAACAAUUAAGAGGGGUGUAAGAACAUCCUCUUCGGAGUGGGGCUCUGUGAUUGGCUGGUCAGCACGAGCGAAUAACUCGGUGGGUACAGGAUCGUCACCGCCAAAGGACCCAGUUCGGCCACGGGCCAUAUCACAGGUGUCUAAACCUCCAGGAGCUACAGCAUCUGUCCCAGCUCAGCAGCCUCAGUCUUCUCAAAGAUCUCAGCAGCAACCUCAGGGGAUGUUCAAUCGCCCAUCGCAAACGUCGGGAGGUGCUGCUGGUAAUCUCCCAGCAGCAACCGUGCUUUCCAACACAGGACAUCUGCUACCGAAUGUUCCCCCACCCGACCCUCAACUUGUCGGCCUUGCCAUGUCAAUGCCUGUCCCGUCCGUCAAGCCUGGGACAGCAGCAUACUCUCUUGCGGCAACACCUGUACCGGCAUUUUCCGGCUUAUCUUUCAGUUCGGCGAGUAGUUUUGGGAGACCUGGCGGCUUCGCUGGACCUCUGACUGGUGGGGCGCAAGGAACUCAAGGUUUUGGCACAACACCCAUGCUUAAUCAAGCCAGAGGAAACCUCCUGCAGCAAUCUGGCAGGCAGCAGCAGCAGCAAAGGGGAGCUAUUUUACAGAUGCCGGCUGCCGUGCCGACUGGUCAGCAGCCUGACGGAGGACCAAAUGCUGUCGUGAAGGAAGCAGGGAAGGUGGAUGUACCGGCAUUGACAACAGGAUUUGUGAAGGUUGUCCGACCAGAAAAUCAGCUUCCACCAACUCUGUUUUCAAAGGAAUCACCCUUCCGCCAGUUAAAUGGCUUGCCGCCGGGGGGUGUAAAGGGGACAGCAGCAUCGCAAUCAUCACUGACCGCUGCGGUGGCAACACAACCCGAAGGAUUAACCGGAUUGUUUUCAAAAGGUACGGCAGCAAAACGCAUGUCAGAAGCUGGGCUUGCGGCAUCAUCAUCAAAGUCGUUGGCUGGUGUGGCUGCUGAGGCGAGGUCCGCAAGCGGUGGACUGCUGAGGUCUGUGGUUGAGCAGGCGCAACCGGCUGUAGCAGUGACCGGUAGUAAUCAGGUAGGAAAUCGAGCGAAGCCGUUAUUGUCCGAUACAGUCGGACUUUCAAUUGCGAAGCAGGAGGUAUCGCAGCAGCGGGCAGCAGGAAGGCAGCAAAUGUUUCGACCACCUGGUGCAGCUACUCAGGGGUUUUCUUUGGGGGAGCAGCAGAGAGCAGCUGGAAAUGAGAGUGCCUCUGCAGAUGGAGGUGGUUUGGCUGGCCGGCGUGAAGCGGCUGCUAAUGGGAAAUCAGGACCAAGUGGUGCCGGCAAAGGUAUUGAAACGUCAACCAGAGCAGACCAAAGGGAAUCAUCAGGCGCAGAGGAGGGAUUUGGUGGGACAAAGCAGCAGAGUUCUCUGGCAACUCCUGGACGGUCAACAUCGUCACCCCUUCCGGAAUCAGUUAAGGGCAGCAAGGCUCCUAUCGUAUCAAUGUCAGGGGUUGCAGCCUCCUCGUCAAGUUCAGUUUCACAAUCCCUUGCAGCUAAUGACAUAUCAGGUCUGACUACAGCUCCCUCAUCUGUCUCCGCUCUCCCAUCUGACAAGCCAACAGCAUUACCUGCAGUACCCCCGCCACUGCCAUCGUCACCACCACCACAAGCACUGCAGCCACCACCGCUGCCUCCAUCUUCGUCGGCAGCACCACCGCUAGCGUCAUCACAACGGUCUGCAGUAUCGUUAUCAUCAUCGCUACCGGUAUCAUCUUUGUCAUCAUUGCCGUCAUCGACAGGACCAUCGGUGCCAUCGUCAUCGUCGUCGUCCUCAUCGUUAUCAACUGGAGCUUCGACGCCAUCGUCAUCGUCAUCAUUGUUAACUGCUGCCUCCACGUCGUCGUCGGCAUCAGCAUCGUCAACAUUGUUUGCAGCUUCCACUACGGCGACAAAUCUGUUCAGUGCACCUCGGCCAGCUCUGCCAUCUGCGCAGCCUCAGCCUAGUGUUCAGCUGGAAGAGGAUCAGCCAAUGGAAGAAAUAGUCAAUACCUUUGUGGACCUCGGGGGAUUGAGUUUUGGUGCAUUGCAGACAUCGCUGCAGCAGGGCGAGAAAGAGGGUAAGAGUCUUUUCGGUGGCAAAAUGGAGGGGUCCGGUUUGUCACAAGGGAUGCAGAACAUCCUCAGCACACUACCUGCUGGCGAGAUAUUUAAACCGCCUGCAUUUUCUCUUCCGCAAGCAGAGCCUAAGACAGGCUCUGCUACUACCAGUAGCAGCAGUGCAUCCGCAUUCUGGACCGCCAAUUCAACAUCCACAUUAGGAUCGAAUGCCUUUGGAAAUCAACCUGCAGGGCAAGGCCCACAGUCAUCGGCUUUUGCAUCUGCUGCUGGGGGGGGUAUGCAGCCAGGAUUCGGGGUUCCUGCACAACCAGCAGCCCCCGUUCCGCUCAAUAGUGGUAGCGGUGGUGCGGCUGCUGUUGUUGGGAAGGCUCUUGGAACAUUUGGACAGACCAGGACCCUGGGAGCAUCGGCUGGGCUUCCAGGCUUUGGAGCACCCAGUGCGGCAGUUGCGGGGUUUGCAGCUUCUCCUACUGGUGGUGGUUUUGCCUCAGCGGCAACAGGCGGUGGUUUCGCCUCAGCAGCAACAGGUGGUGGUUUUGCGUCAGCAGCAACAGGUGGUGGUUUUGCAUCAGCAGCAACAGGUGGUGGUUUUGCGUCAGCGGCAACAGGUGGUGGAUUUGCUGCUGCAGCGGGCGCGGGCGGUGGAUUUGCUGCGGCGGCAACAGGAGGCGGCGGAUUUGGGGCAGCUGCAACAGGUGGUGGUGGAUUUGCUGGUUUAGCUGCCGGCAGCGGGGGAUUUGGUGGAGCUGCUGGCGGUGGUGGUGGGUUUGCAGGGUUUGCUGCAAGAGGUGCGGGUGGUUUUGGAAGUGCGCCGCUCCCUGCAUCGAGAUCGCCAGUGGAUUCAAAGCUCUUCACGGAAAUGAGGCGAUAAAGUUGUACCAGGUUGAGCGAACUGUUUGGCUAUAGCCAGAAUUUGAAAUAACAAGGUGAGAAGGUUGAGACUCGAGAGGACGAAUUGCUCUGCUGCGGAGAGGCUGAAGUGCCGCAAAGGCGGCGGCUUGUCAUUGACUGAAUGAAAAUUGCUCGUGGCUGGCUCACAUACCUUCCUCUUUUUUGUUCUUUUCGGCAACAUCGCGUACAGAAGGUUAGUGCUUUGGAAACCAAUGUAAAUAGGCAAUGGUCUUGAGAACUACUGACGUCAACUUUCACUCUGGAGAGCUGUGUGUGGAUUGCAGCUUUUACCCCCCAUACGUACAUAUGUGUGCCCCUGAUCAGUCGACAUCAGCCAAGGGUUGGGGAACAGUUAGGGAAGUGAGGGUGCAAGAGAAGAGAUGGGGGACCGCAUGGGAAAGAGGGGUGGGCGAGGGUGUGUGCUAUGAAGGGUAUAGACGAUGUAGCAGGAGUCUGUGGAAUAGAGGAGAGGAGAUUCAUAGCAGGUGCUACCCUGCAUUUGGCUAUAAAUGUGAUUGUGUAACUGCACGGUGUUGCUUUAGUUUACGCGUAUUGUCAGGUUAUCGAUUUUUUUACGGAUGUCAAUAGAUUUCGAUUUGAAUUGUGAAGGGGAGUGCACCUGAGGUUCUUUUUUUUUGUGGUGUAAUUGAAAGUUGGUUCAAUCAUGGGAGAAAGCAGAGAAGAGUUGAGCAUGUGCAGGCACGUUCUGUACAGCUACAGCGAGAAAUCGGAGCAUUUAAAAAAAGAAAAGGAAAAAAACUUAGAAAAGCAAAUAAAUUGGACGAGGAAUACGAGAACAUCGUCUGCGAACUACAAAGAAGAUUACGCAUCCCGAGCUAGCCCAGCACGUACAGUGCCGUACACCCAUCGACUGUUUGCAGACAGACCUGAAUUUGAAUCCAGAUGCAAGGAUGGAUGCAUUCCAUUGAUUCCAACCGCAAAGAAGAGUGCGUACAGAUACUCACAUCUGGAUUCAAACUCAGGUCUGUAUCUGUACGCACUGUGGAUCCAAGUUCGCCUUGUCCAGUUGACUCUUAUCAUACAGACCUGAGUUUGAAUCCAGAUGCGAGUAUGGAAUCUAUCGAUGGUAUUCGAUAAUAUGGUACCAUGGCUAUAUAUCAUAUUGCCGUAACAUGUGGUUGGAUGAUUGAUGUGCUUUUGUUUGUCAGGCAAACUUGUCCAAAUUCUCUUCUGCAAGUCUCAUUUUCCGAAGCAUUUGAUACAGACCUGUGUUUGAACCCAGAUGCAAGUAUGCCAGUAUGGUAAGUAAACAUGUGCAAGUACG
Messenger RNA from Chara braunii, 7592 nucleotides. NCBI's taxonomy places the organism in Eukaryota, Viridiplantae, Streptophyta, Charophyceae, Charales, Characeae. The record is from the annotation of a GenBank genome assembly.